UGAAAACUGCGAGUGUGUUCAGUACUUUGACCUGUAGCUGAAACAGAUCGGCUCACGUUUUGUUCACUGGAUUUAACCACAGGGAGGAUUUUAUUUCACCUAACAAGAUAAGCCAUGUUGAGGCUCUGGAUGCUGGCUGCUGUCUCAGUGCUCCUUCUGCUGUCUGAAGGGGGGAUGACGGCGAGGACUAAGAGAGAACUGGCCGGACCGCUGCACCUCAGGGGGAUCCGGGACCCCUUUGGCUCUUACUGUCAGAGGAGAGGAGGAUGCUGUCCUGGCAGAAACGACCAAUGCACUGUGCCUUACCUGGACACCAUCUGUUACUGCGACCUGUUCUGCAACCGCACCGUAUCCGACUGUUGUCCCGACUUCUGGGGCCACUGCCUGGGGACAACUCCUCCCUACCCUCCCAGUUCUUGUGAAAGAAAUGGCCACCGGUUUCCCUCAGGAUCCACAUAUAAAGAGAACUGCAAUUUAUGUACAUGUGGUCAAAAUGGACGCUGGGAAUGUGAACAACACGCCUGUCUGAUAGAGGACGACAUGAUCCAGGAAAUCAACAGGAGAGACUAUGGUUGGAGGGCAGCAAACUACAGUCAGUUCUGGGGUAUGACACUGGAUGAGGGUCUGCGGUUUCGUCUGGGCACAAAACGCCCCACACGGACCAUUAUGAACAUGAAUGAGAUGCAGAUGAAUAUGAAUGGAAAUGAUCAUCUGCCAAGUUACUUCAAUGCAGUGGACAAAUGGCCGGGGAAAAUUCAUGAGCCCUUGGACCAGGGGAACUGCAAUGCAUCAUGGGCUUUCUCAACUGCAGCUGUGGCAUCAGACCGGAUCUCCAUUCAGUCCAUGGGUCACAUGACGCCUCAGCUCUCGCCCCAGAAUCUGAUCUCCUGCGAUACUCGGCAUCAGGACGGAUGCGCUGGUGGACGUAUCGAUGGGGCCUGGUGGUUCAUGCGGCGCAGAGGGGUUGUGACACAGGACUGUUACCCCUUUUCUCCACCAGAACAAAGCGCGGUUGAAGUUGCUCGCUGUAUGAUGCAGAGCCGAGCGGUGGGCAGAGGAAAGAGACAAGCCACAGCACACUGUCCCAACAGCCACAGCUACCACAAUGACAUCUAUCAGUCCACCCCACCAUACAGACUGUCCACCAACGAGAACGAGAUUAUGAAAGAGAUUAUGGAUAAUGGCCCUGUGCAAGCUAUCAUGGAGGUCCAUGAAGACUUCUUUGUGUACAAGAGUGGAAUUUUCAGACAUACAGAUGUCAAUUACCACAAACCCUCACAAUACCGCAAACAUGCGACACAUUCUGUCAGGAUAACAGGAUGGGGAGAGGAGAGAGACUACAGUGGCAGAACACGCAAAUACUGGAUCGGAGCAAACUCAUGGGGCAAGAACUGGGGUGAGGACGGCUACUUCCGCAUAGCUCGCGGUGUGAACGAGUGUGACAUCGAGACAUUUGUAAUCGGCGUCUGGGGCAGAGUCACUAUGGAGGACAUGCACAACCACCACCAUCAUCACGGUCGCCGCAAGUAGCUCCUGUACGCAUUACUGGAUGAUUCAAGCCAAUCAGGUCUUACGCAGGUUUGCUAGAGUCUCAAUGUCCACCAAACCCCAGUGCCUUCUGGAUAUCACACAGAUAAAGCAGUGUCCGCUGCCCCCCUCUGUCCAAAUACACAAAUCCACUGACGUCUAAUGGAGAAAAUCAAACUCAGAUAUAUGUACGUGUGUGUAUAUAUGGCAAAUAUCAAGGUUUUGGUGGAAA
This is a messenger RNA of Danio rerio (zebrafish), 1759 nucleotides long. It is a transcript of the gene tinagl1, whose product is annotated as tubulointerstitial nephritis antigen-like 1. The record is from RefSeq and is marked provisional. Gene Ontology annotation, molecular function: peptidase inhibitor activity; cysteine-type endopeptidase activity; cysteine-type peptidase activity. Gene Ontology annotation, biological process: proteolysis. NCBI's taxonomy places the organism in Eukaryota, Metazoa, Chordata, Actinopteri, Cypriniformes, Danionidae. Gene Ontology annotation, cellular component: extracellular region.